CUUAAUUAUAUGUAUAUAACAAUGUAUUUAUUCAUUUCAUUGAUCACAAUACAUUAAUUUAAAUAUCACCAAAAUUAAACUAUGAAAACUUAAGCAAUUGGAAAUUGCAGAAAGGAAAGACUUUAAAAUGGAAGGAAAAAGGGACAAUAAAAAAGGAAUACGGAGAGUCCAGCGGGUGGGGAGGGAGCGAAAAGCCGAAAACGUGGAUUGGGCAUGGCGGCGGCAGUAGCAGUAGUAGCAUAAGCAGCAAGAGCAAGAAGCUGUCCAACUCCAAGUCCAUAGUUAAUGAGCAAGCAGAAAGUCGUUGUUCGUCGUCGGGAUAAAUGUCCCCUUGAGCGAAAAAUCUUAUCUGGAAAGGGAAUCCGCCACGAUUCCUUUCCCGUCCCUCCAGGUACCUAUCCAUUCUAUCUUAUCUGUCUACUUCUCCUUUCCCCAAUGCUGUUCUUUCGUCUCCGUCCCUGUUACGCUCUACCGGGGAAUUAUGGUUGUGGCGGAUGAUUGAUACCGUAGAUCUCGUGGCAGGGAGGGCGGCAUUUUUUGUUGUUGUUCUUCUUGGGUUCCACUACUGAAAAGAAAGGCUCCGCCUUUACUGGUUUAGGGUUCGUUCUGUUUUGCUGUGUUAAUUUCGGCGGAAAGGAGGAGAAAUGGCUGCUCCUUACGCCAUUCCAGUCACCGCGGCUCAGGUAGGGACGUAUUUUGUGGGGCAAUACUAUGAAGUGCUACAGUCUCACCCGGCACUUAUCCAUCAGUUCUACAGUGAUUCCAGCAGCAUGCUUCGUGUUGAUGGCGUUACCCGAGAAUCCGGCUCCACAAUGCUUGAUAUUCAUUCACUCAUUAUGCGACUUAAUUACACUGCUAUCGAAAUCAAGACAGCACACGCGUUGGAAUCUUGGAGUGGCGGGGUUCUCGUGAUGGUCUCUGGACUACUGCAGUCAAAGAACUUUGGGGGCACUAGGAAGUUUGUGGAGACGUUUUUCUUGGCGCCCCAGGAGAAAGGCUAUUUCGUUCUCAAUGAUGUGUUCCACUUCAUUGAAGAGGAACCGAUUCACCUCUAUCCGGCUGUAUUAGCAGCCCAAAGGAAUCUCGAUUCCAAAGUUAAUAAUGCUUCUCCACCUACCGUCGUUCCUGAGCCAGUUUCAAAGUAUUUGCUUGGCGAAGAGAUUCAGUCUAGGGAGUCGGUAUCUCCUAGUGACGAGGCACAGGGAAACGGCCAAGUUGACAACUAUGCCUUUCCACAACAACAGUUCCAGCAUGUUCCAGAGCCCGAACACAUUGCAGAGCAAGUGGAAGUAUCAAAUGGCUCACUUCAGAACGCAGCGACGGAUGCUGCUACUCAAGACCACCUUCCACCUACUCUAGAGGAACCUGCUGAAGAACCACAAAAGCACACUUACGCCUCAAUUUUACGGAUUGCUAAGGGGCAACCACCAGCCUCUUCAGAAAGGAAUCACAGCUCUCCAGCCACUGAUCAGAAGGCUACUGUGACAGCUACCCUGACAUCCAAUUCGUUUGACAAUUAUGGGGUUGACAAUGUUGAUGAAGCUCAGGGCAUAGAAGAUGAAGAUGAAAUUCGAUCUGUAUACGUGAGGAACUUGCCACCUAUUGCCUCUGAAGAAGAGAUCGAGGAGGAAUUCACAAAGUUCGGCAAGAUUGCACCUGAAGGUGUUGUCAUUAGGAGUCGCAAGGAUGUUGGUGUUUGUUAUGCAUUUGUUGAAUUCGAGGACAUGAGUGGAGUUCAUAAGGCAGUGAAGGCGGGCUGUGCAGAGGUAGCAGGACGACAGGUUUACAUUGAAGAAAGGAGACCAAACAGUAACAUCCCCCCUCGAUUCGGAAGAGGCAGAGGGCGUGGAAGCUACCAAGCAGAUGCCCCUCGUGGCCGUUUUGGUUCACGAGGUUUUGGCAGGGGAGGCGGCAGCUACGGUGGAGACUACUACAACAGACCAACAAGAGGAAACGGAUAUUACAGGCCAAUUCAGCGCCAAGACAGAGCACAAAAUGAAUCAUCAUCAGAUUAUACAGCUUAGUCCCUGGAGCUGAGGAGCAGCAGCCAUGGGGAGGAGACCAUUUUUGGGGGCCAAGCCCUGAGCAGCAAACAUUAAUGCAAUCACCUCUCGUUCCAAUAGCGAUAUAUUCAUAGUAUGUUUUUACUCAAUUCAUAUCUUCAUUCAGAUUGCAGCAGCAGCAGCAGCAGCAGCAUACUUGAUUAGGAAAGUGAGGUUCCAUGAUGUUUACUUCGUUUGUUUGUUCUGAACUGAUACUUCAGAUCCAAUAGGCAAUCCAAUUCAGAUUUUAGUACAUUUGUGUUGCCUUAAACUUUAAUGAACAACUCCUUGCAGAUAGAUUGCUCACACCCUUACAUUGGUUCUUCCGCCUCUUCUUAUUCAGCAAGCAUUUUAUGUGGGGCUAUUCAAGUUCAGGCAUCAUUUCCUGCAGUAGAAAGCAGUAAGAAUCGGAGUUGGUCAUUUUUUUGGGAAUGUUGAGUGCGUCAAAAUACUCAGGUGGGUUGAACUCUACUGCUAUUCGAUUCAACACGUAAUGACUCUGGGUUUGGCUGUCUUGUGCUAAUCUCAUCAAGCUCGGGAGAACUGGACAUGGGAACAGGAGAAAAAAAAAAAAAAAAGGAAAGAAAUCUGAACAUUCACUAUGAAGAUGAUAAAGCAUAAGCUUUUCU
Messenger RNA from Linum trigynum, 2671 nucleotides. The record is from the annotation of a GenBank genome assembly. Lineage: Eukaryota; Viridiplantae; Streptophyta; Magnoliopsida; Malpighiales; Linaceae.